AUGAUCCCCACCAUCAGGAGCCAACUUCGUCGUAUCCAGAGCUUCCUCAAGCUGGACAUCUCCCGUGGCUAUGUCGAUGGUGGAGGUCGCAAGAAACGGGUCGGUGGCAAAGAUCUUACACGCACUGGGGUUUAUCCGGGGAGAAUGGCUUUGAAGGUUGCUGCACUUGUGUCGAAACACCUACGACAUGCGCCAGCAACGCAUACCAACGAUGAGAUGGAUAUGGAACUGACGGACACCGUGGGCGAUGAUGAUUCUGACUCUGGCCUCGAGGACCUCGUAGGUGCCCAAUCAGCAGCCGUGUCAGCAUAG
Molecule: messenger RNA, 312 nt
Organism: Symbiodinium sp. CCMP2592
Lineage: Eukaryota; Dinophyceae; Suessiales; Symbiodiniaceae
Source: the annotation of a GenBank genome assembly